Molecule: messenger RNA, 1501 nt
Organism: Lactuca saligna
Lineage: Eukaryota; Viridiplantae; Streptophyta; Magnoliopsida; Asterales; Asteraceae
Source: the annotation of a GenBank genome assembly
AUGACCAUUAUAGAUAGUAAACUCACAAAACAUUAUGCUAGGGUGUGGGACUAUUGUCAUGAGUUACUAAGGUCAAAUCCUGGUAGCACUGUCCAAGUGGGUAUCACUGUAAAUCCAGAUCAAACAACAUACUUUCACAGGAUGUAUUUGUGUUUUAAAACAAUCAGGGAAGGUUGGAAAAUAGGGUGUCGUAAGUUUUUAGAACUGCUCAUAGAGGAUCUUAAUCUGCUAGAUGGAGGAGGGUUUAUUGUAAUUUCUGAUCAACAUAAGGGAUUGCAUGAAGCAAUCACGGAAGUACUAUCAAAUGUGGAGCAUAGACAGUGUGCAAGACACAUAUAUGCUAACUUUAAGAAGACCUAUUCUGGAGUGGAGUUCAAGAAUAUGUUCUGGGCAGCUUCCUUUUCAACUGUAGAGAGAAUUUCUGAGGAAAUUGGAUGGACUGAUGUAGCAUGUGAGACAGUUGAAAAUGGCAUUGCAGAGUGCUUCAACGCCAUCAUAUUGGAUGCUAGAAAGAAACCCCUUCUAGCAAUGCUUGAAGAAAUUAGGUUGCACAUGAUGGAUAGGUUCUACCAUAUGUUACAAAAGGCAGAAAAGUGGGAAUUAGUGGUUUGUCCAACUGCCAUCAAGAAAAUGAACAAGUUUGGAGAGGAUUUGAGGAAUUGGAAUGUGAAUCUAAGUGGACCAUCUAUUGUUGAAGCCAGGAAUGGAUUAGAAGGAGGUAGUAGAGGUGGUGCAAGGGGUAGUAGAGGUGGUACAUGGAGUAAGAGAGGUGGUGCACUGGGUAACACAGGUGGUAAAGGUAGUAAAAGAGGUGGUAGGGUCAGUAAGACAUCUGUUGGAAUUGAAGGUGGUGGAGUUGCUGAAGUUGAAGGUGGUGGAGUUGAAAAUGAGGAUGACAAUAUUCUUGAAAAAUAUUUAGUCCAUUUAUGGAAGGCAAUGCAAGAUUUGAAAUUAUCAGGGUAUUCAAUUGAAGAAAUUAAAAAUACACUUAGUCUGACAUAUUCACAUAUGAAACAUCUAAAUGAUUACAAUGACACUAUUGAACAAGUUCUUCCUAUGUCUAUGGAAGAGGAGUAUCCACCUCAAACUGAGACACAAGAUGGGGCUGAAGAAAUUAUCCCUGAGACACAACUAGAAAGUAAAUAAGAAGAAGAAGAAGGCAUUAAUGACACCCAUGAAUUACUAGUACACCUUAGGAUUGUGAAAAGAAAAAAGGUCCUCUGAGAGGAUUGUUAAAACUAAACCGAAGAAUAUGGGAUGUGUUGCGACUUUUGCAAAUUCAGCAUUAGAGUUGGAUUAGGUUGUUAGGGUGUUAAGGGUAGUAAGGGUAUUUUGGUACAUCUUUUUUGAAUGCUACUUUUGUGCAUCUUUUGUGAAUGCUACUUUUGUACAUCUUUUGUGAAUCCCUUUAAAUUACUGAUAACCAUAUUUUGUACAUCUUUUGUAAACACAUUGAAACAUUGUGAAUGCCCUUAACAUGGUUGGUAAUGACAUAUUGGAG